UUUCUCAGUCUCAUUUCUUACCUUCACACACACAGGUAGGUAGGGCACACAGGUCUGGGAGUGUGUGCGUCACAUACCCAGAAGCAUCCACAUACACUCACAUUCUCACUGUGAGUGACCUGUUGCCAUUGGCCAGGCCCACCAACCCUCUGCCUGUCCGAUCUGAAGAACAGGGCCAUUUGGGAAAGGAGGAGAAAGAGCAGGAAGAUGGUAACGCUGAGGUUGACGUGGGGACUCCUGGUCCUGUGUGUGGUGGCAGCCUCUCCCCCCAGAUACGCCCGACAAGCAGAACUAGACAACUAUGACGACAACAACAACGUGGAUAUAGACCUGAAUAAGGAGGGCGGCGAUUUUUAUGAAUAUUACGAUGAAAUUGAUGAAACACAGAUGGAGACUGACACCUUGGUCCCUGAUGAGGACAUUGAUCCUUCAAAUGGUGCCUCGUUUGAAGAGGAAGAAGAGGGGGAGAAUGUGGAGCAUGAAGAACAAGAAGAACGGAGGACAGUUGAGGAGAAUGAACAUAAGGAAUUACCCAUUCAGCCUCAGCUUAUUCCAUCAGGCUCUGGGGAGUCAGGGACUCUGAUGGGCCCUAGUGCUCAGGGAGAGGAGGAGCUUCGUCGGACGCCCAUUGACACCCUUCAGAUUUCUGGGGACAUUUCGGGUUCUGGUGACUUGGGCUCUGGAGACUUGCUCGAUAAGAAAGCUUCUGGUUCUGGAGAGCCUUUGGGCUCUGGAGGUUCUGGGACCUCUGGUGACAUUUCAGGUUCUGUGGAGUCAGGGGACCUUGUUUCUGGAGUCUCUGAGCUUUCUGGUUCAGACUUAAUAUUGAUCUCAGGUGGAGAGGAGGAGCUCCACCCGAUCCUUGAAACCCUUCCACACGAAGCCUCUGGGGAUUAUGGGGAGUCUGGGAUCUCUUGGGUGUCUGGAGCCUCUGGGUUACCAGAGGUGUCAGGGGAUCCUUUGGCCUCUGGAGUACCUGAGGUGUCUGGAGAAUCUGGGGCAUCUGGGGUACCUGAGGAUUCAGGAGAGCCUUUGGCCUCUGGAGUACCUGAGGUGUCUGGAGAAUCUGGGGCAUCUGGGGUACCUGAGGUCUCAGGAGAACCUGGGGUACCAGAGGUGUCAGGGGAUCCUUGGGCCUCUGGAGUACCUGAGGUGUCAGGAGAAUCUGGGGCAUCUGGGGUACCUGAGGAUUCAGGAGAGCCUUCGGCCUCUGGGGUACCUGAGGAGUCAGGCGAGUCUGGGUUACAUGAGGUGUCAGGAGAGCCUGGGGCCUCUGGAGUACCAGAGGUAUCAGGAGAGACUGGAGCCUCUGGUGUGCCUGAUGUGUCUGGAGAGCCUGGGAUUUCUGGGGUGCCUGAAGUGUCUGGAGAGCCUGGGAUCUCUGGGGUGCCUGAUGUGUCUGGAGAGCCUGGGAUCUCUGGGGUGCCUGAUGUGUCUGGAGAGCCUGGGAUUUCUGGGGUGCUUGUAGUGUCUGGAGGGCCUGGGAUCUCUGGGGUGCCUGAGGUCUUUAAAAAGCUUGAGCCCAUUGAAUUGUUUGAAGAGUCUGGCAUCCCUGAACUGGAAACUGGAGAGCCUGUGAUCUCUUUGGAGUCAGGAGAGUCUGGGGUGACUGAGGCCCCAGACGUCACCACUGAAAUAUCCAUUCCUGACCUAUAUAAAGUGGAGGAAAUACUCUUAACAACCUUGACCACUCCCCAGGAGGGGACUGGGGGUGAUAUAGGGUCAGGGUUACUACCUGAUAUUGACACAGACACAACAGGUAUGGCUACCUGUAUGCUGUGCACCUGUCUGGUCGGAUCUGUGUACUGUGAUGACCUUAAGCUGGACCGUGUUCCUCCCCUCGCCAAAGAAACCACUCAUUUCUAUGCCCGCUACAAUAAAAUUGCCAGGAUCAGCAAGUCUGACUUCGCCAACUUGAAUAAAUUAAAGAGGAUCGAUCUGACCAGCAACAGCAUUUCCAGGAUUGAUGAUGAUGCUUUCUUUGGCCUUCCUGCUCUCCAAGAGUUGAUCUUACGAGAAAACAGUAUAAGACAACUUCCUGCUCUGCCACCCUCUAUGUCUCUUAUUGAUGCCUGUCACAACCAGUUGGGCAGCACUGGCAUCCAGAGAGAAGCUUUCAAGGACAUGCCAGGGCUACUUUACCUUUACUUGACUGACAACAACAUAGACCACAUCCCAGUUCCUUUGCCUGACAGUCUGCGCUCCCUGCACCUACAGAAUAACAAUAUCCAGAUGAUGCACGAGGACACCUUCUGCAAUCCACAUGAUUUAAAUUACAUCCGCAAUGCUCUAGAGGACGUUCGCCUGGACGGUAAUCCCAUCAACCUCAGCAGAACCCCACAGGCCUACAUAUGUUUGCCACGUAUCCCUGUUGGUGCCCUUAUUUAAGCCGGAAAAUGCACACUCAAACGCACACAUGCAAAACUCACACGUAUGCACAUGCAUCAAAACUCCUCUGUGCGUACCUCUCUCUCUCUUUUUUUUUUUUAACUUUGGGCUCAAGCAAACACUUGGAUAUGAAUGGCUGUCUUUAAAAGAGGUUGGCAUAAAUACAUAAACCUACACUCUCACAGGAGUUCUGGUGGACACUUCCAACUCUACGCUGCUUGUGUUCCUACCUUUUUACACAGUACACACUUUUCAUAAUGCAGAUUUGUAGUCGUAUCUGGAUUAAUGACGCUUUAGAGAAACAGAGAAACAUCCAUGCAUAACUGAAAGUUUUUUAUUUAUCAAAUAGUGGAAAACAAGAUGUCAUUAAUUUACAAAUGCAAAUCUGAACACAACAAAAACCUUCGCUGUACUGGUUGCCUGUUCGGGGCUAGCUGCAAUAGCCAGCCCAAAUUGUUUAAAUAUGUUUGUUUUGUAAAUUAAAUAUUGUUAAUAUUCAUAUAGAAUUUAACAAAUGUUUAUCAUAAUUAGCAUAAGCUGGUGCUCACUGAACUUCUUGAAAGGUAAAUUUGACUAAUGCAAUAAAAGCAUUCUAUCAAUGAAUUUGUUGUAAAGUCUGUACUGUAAUUUAAAUAUAUGUAAGCUGAGUCUUUUUUUUCUACAAGAACUGCAAUAUUUUGGUAUAUCACAUCUCAAUCUGUUGUAUUGGCUGCUGAGGGGUUUGAAAAUGAUUGGGGGGAGGGUGGGGGUAAAUAUUAGCUCAGCAUUGUGUGUUUUGUAUGGAAAUAAUCACACCUGAAUAAAGAUUUCUGAUGACCUCUCCAAAA
This is a messenger RNA of Pimephales promelas (fathead minnow), 3215 nucleotides long. Lineage: Eukaryota; Metazoa; Chordata; Actinopteri; Cypriniformes; Leuciscidae. The record is from RefSeq and is a predicted model, not a curated record.